CGCGCUCGGAGCGGCGUACUGACAUCACUUCCUGUCGUAGGCAGUACCAGAGUGUGAGUGGCGCGUGUGGACUGUGAGCAUGCCUAAAUCAAAGGAGUUGGUUUCCUCAAGCUCAUCUGGAAGCGAUUCUGAUAGCGAGGUUGACCUGAAGGCAAAGAGAAAAAAGCAGCCUCCACCAGAGAAGGAGAAGCCAACAAAGAAACAGAAGACAGGAGAAAGUUCUAAGGCACCUGCCAAACAGAGCAAGAACGAUGCAGAUGACAACAUGUUUCAGAUUGGUAAGAUGAGGUACGUCAGUGUCCGGGACUUCAAAGGAAAAGUGCUGAUUGACGUUCGAGAAUAUUUCAUGGAUCAGCAAGGGGAGAUGAAACCUGGAAGAAAAGGAAUCUCAUUAAAUCCGGAGCAGUGGAGCCAGCUGAAGGAACAAAUGUCUGACAUUGAUGAUGCAAUAAGAAAACUGUAACCUCCAUCCAGUGGCAACACAACCUCAUGUUUUAGUUUUAAGCACUCUCUUUACAUUUGACGUUUUUCAUUUUUUACUUUUGUGUUAUGAGCUCUUGUACAUUUUGGAUUGCAAAACAAUUUGUAAGAUGAAGCAUUUUUAUGUGCAUUAAAAUUGCUCAGAUUUGAUUUGAAA
Molecule: messenger RNA, 637 nt
Organism: Nanorana parkeri
Lineage: Eukaryota; Metazoa; Chordata; Amphibia; Anura; Dicroglossidae
Gene: SUB1
Product: SUB1 homolog, transcriptional regulator
Exons: 5
Coding region: 80-463 (127 amino acids)
Biological process (GO): positive regulation of transcription initiation by RNA polymerase II
Cellular component (GO): transcription regulator complex; nucleus
Molecular function (GO): DNA binding; transcription coactivator activity
Source: RefSeq, a predicted model, not a curated record